Plenodomus lingam JN3 is the source of this 135-nucleotide messenger RNA. The record is from RefSeq and is a predicted model, not a curated record. Lineage: Eukaryota; Fungi; Ascomycota; Dothideomycetes; Pleosporales; Leptosphaeriaceae.
AUGUGCGUGAGCGUUACGCGAACGAUACCUGGAACACAAUCGUCGUUCGAUGAUCGAAACAUCGAAGAGAUUGAGAAGAUACUUCAUCAGGCAGUUCUUUCUGGCGAGGAUCGCGAAAUUGUUAGUGAAAACUAA